AGCGGUUCCACUAACUCGCUGCCGAUCUUAUCAUUUUAGAUCGCUGGACAGUCCCCAAUAUUUAUUCUCAACGGGUAAAACAACAUCCUACGAUUCAUCUACGUAUCACCUGCCUCUGAACUUGCAAGUCAACAGAUAACCAGAAAAAUGACGGACAAAGAGCCUUAUUAUGUCUAUAAACUUGUACCGUCCACUGCGCCCGUCCGAGAACCGCUCCCAGAGCAACUCCCCGUCAGUACGCUCGACCAACAGUCGGGUUUCAUUCACCUCUCCACCGCAUUUCAGGUGCCGAACACGCUGAAGUUAUUCUUUAAAGAUGAACCCCUUGUUUAUGUUCUCCGGAUUCCGUACGCGCGUGUAGCCGAGAAUCUCCGUUGGGAAAACCCCGAGGGCACCGUAUGCGGGCCGAGACCGAAAGAGGGCUUGUUCCCGCAUCUAUACAAUGACCUCAAGUUGGGGAAGGAUGAGGUGGAGAGCAUCGCCAUUUGGUUCAAUGAUAAUGGAUGGGAUAAUGCUCUUUCACAAGCGACGCCAUGGCUUGUGUUUUAAAGGGGUAAUUCAAGCUACUGGAGCUUGCUACAUUGCAGAAACAAAUCCAACUUCCCCUUGCUUCAUUAGCUUCCUAAGGCAAUGAGGAUGCAAUGGGUAGUAUACAUUAUACAUACUGGAAGCGUACCUUAACAAUCAGAAAUUGAGACCUGAAGCACACUUUUAUCUAGCUGAGCCCUAGGUGACGAAACUAGUUAAAUUUCCCAAAUGAAGUGUUUUCCGAAGUUCUAGCCAAUCUCAGGGCAAAUUGAGAUCUCUUGAACCCAGCGAAUUUAAUAUGCGUCUUCCCGGUGGAACAACG
This is a messenger RNA of Aspergillus caelatus, 850 nucleotides long. RefSeq names its product DUF952 domain-containing protein. The transcript is spliced from 2 exons. NCBI's taxonomy places the organism in Eukaryota, Fungi, Ascomycota, Eurotiomycetes, Eurotiales, Aspergillaceae. Bases 148 to 549 code for a protein of 133 amino acids. The record is from RefSeq and is a predicted model, not a curated record.